Nelumbo nucifera (sacred lotus) is the source of this 1739-nucleotide messenger RNA. RefSeq lists its product as uncharacterized. Lineage: Eukaryota; Viridiplantae; Streptophyta; Magnoliopsida; Proteales; Nelumbonaceae. The record is from RefSeq and is a predicted model, not a curated record.
UCCAGGUUUAGUCAUCUCUCAAGUCUCAUCUUCUUCUCUCGCCCUUCUGCUAACCUGCGCCCCUGAAACUGCUUAUCCUGCGCCGCCUGAGAUGUCUGAGACAUUCCCCGGUACUUCCAUCUCCGUUAUAAGAAUCUCGCGGUACAGAAUGAGCCAUUAAGGAAGAAAAGAAAGAGGAACGAUACUCAAAUCUCAAAAGCGCCAUGGACAGUCAGAAGAGCCAGAGCAAGCUCACAAGGACCCAAUCGUCUCUCCUCCGGUCAUCUCCAACCAUUCGAUCUUCCAUCCACAGUCUUUCUUCCAUCCAUGACGAAGAGGCCGCGUCGGAGGAAGAGAAGCCACAUAAGUCUAGCUCAGGAACACGAGUUGUCACUGGUUCGAACCGGGUUCUCCCUGCUCUGGCCAUGGCGUCCCUGAGCUCCUGUCUUUGCAUGUACUUCUUCUUCUAUCUCAGAAGGGAAGAAAUACCCACUUCAGAGAAUCUGUUACUGGCGAUGAUUUUGGUCGCCGUUGUGCUCUAUGUGGCCGGAAAGAAGGGUUUUAUCAUCCAGACCUCAUUGUUUCUGAAACAUAUCUGGGAUGAGAAGAACAAAAGGUUGGGGCUUUCGAAGAGUGGGGGAGAUUCUGUUCAGUGGUUCAUCGGCAGCAGCGACGGUUCGUCGUCGUUCAAGAAAGAGAGGAAAGACAAGAAAAUUAUCAGAGAAGGUGUGGAGUUCUACAGCAAUGGCGACUUCUACGAGGGGGAAUUUCACAAGGGGAGCUGUAAUGGGAGCGGCGUGUAUAAUUAUUUUGUGAAUGGGAGAUACGAGGGGGAUUGGAUUGAUGGGAGGUAUGAUGGGUACGGCAUCGAGAGCUGGGCGCGGGGGAGCCGCUACCGGGGACAAUAUCGGCAAGGGUUGAGACAUGGCUACGGGGUUUAUCGAUUCUACACAGGGGAUAGCUAUGCAGGGGAGUGGUGUAAUGGGCAGAGCCAUGGCAUCGGAGUGCAGACCUGCUCGGAUGGGAGCUGUUAUGUUGGAGAAUUCAAGUGUGGCGUCAAGCACGGCCUGGGUUGCUACUAUUUCAGAAAUGGAGAUCGGUAUGCUGGAGAGUAUUUUGGAGACAAGAUCCAUGGAUUUGGGGUGUAUCACUUUGCCAACGGCCACUGCUACGAGGGUUCAUGGCAUGAAGGCCGGAAGCAAGGGUUUGGUAUGUACACAUUCCGAAAUGGAGAUGCAAGAUGUGGAGAGUGGGACUCUGGUGUCCUCAAAAACCCCCAACUCCCAUUAAUAGAUGGGGUCCUGCGUGCAGUUCAGGCAGCUAGAAAGGCAGCAGGGAAUGCCAUUAAUCUUCCUCGGGUGGAUGAACGAGUGGACAAGGCAGUCAUGGCCGCUAACAAGGCUGCCACUGCAGCUCGAGUUGCUGCUGUCAAGGCAGUUCAGAACAGGAUGGAUGGAAAAUUUUGUGACACAGAAGUGUAACAAACAACAAGCCUGACUCUACACUGUAAAUUUACUGAAUUAUUGUCUUGUGUUCUGAAGCUAAGCCACCUGGGUAGGCAAAAGCAAGCCCAGAGAGAGAGAGAGAGAUAACAAAAGUAGAUGCUGGUCUGGUUAACAUGUAUAUAAAUCCAUAUUCAAGAUGGAUUUUCAGGGGCUGUUUUUUUCUUGUGGUCCAUCUUCAGUGAGCGUGUAUGUGCAAUGAUGGGUUCAGAUAAGAUUGAAUGUUUGAUCUCAACACAGCUUAGAGCUUACAAUCCA